Xiphophorus maculatus (southern platyfish) is the source of this 1683-nucleotide messenger RNA. It is a transcript of the gene st3gal7, whose product is annotated as lactosylceramide alpha-2,3-sialyltransferase-like. The coding region runs from base 160 to 1338 and encodes 392 amino acids. The transcript is spliced from 8 exons. The record is from RefSeq and is a predicted model, not a curated record. Gene Ontology annotation, molecular function: lactosylceramide alpha-2,3-sialyltransferase activity. NCBI's taxonomy places the organism in Eukaryota, Metazoa, Chordata, Actinopteri, Cyprinodontiformes, Poeciliidae.
AACCAGGGCUAUUGAGGGAAGAGGCAGAGUUCAGUCAGGUAAAAAAGGAACUUCAGCCAUUUUGACCGUACACUCUUCUGCUUAUUUCUCAGCAAUGGAAAAGGAAAGUUAAAAAUCAGCUGACAACUCUUCGAGGAAAGCUGUGGAAGAAACAGAGAGAUGGUGACGCUGAACCAUCUGAGUGUAGAAGAUCCAGAUGAUGGCGCUCCACUGCUGCCUGUGGCUGCAGAGACUUCAACACUAACAACUGUGUGUCACAAACAACAAAACAUAUUAAAAACGGAGUCCAGGGAAUUUUUCCUAAGCAGGAAGGAGAAUCUUGCCACUAGUCUGAUCUUGCUGAUCGGAUUCUACUUGGCGAUUCUGAUUCCUGCAUAUUUCCCCUUAAAUAAUGUGUCAUCAGACAGCGAUGACUACCAGUAUCCCAAAGAUUUGGCCUUACUAAAUCGAUCAGCCCUCCUGCUUUUACGACCAUGCCAGCCUCACUGGGGUCUGGACCACCUCAAGUCGCUGUCCUGUUCUAAAGGCCUUCUGGACAUCCCAGUGUUUGUUCAACAGGACAAACCCAAGGCAUGGAAUCUGACCCCUCCUCUGGGGCUCCAAGGAAGUGAAGAGCAUUUGGCCCUGGCCCUUGCUGCUAUGCCUCAGCCUGGUCUGCCUCCAUCUUUGUGUAAAGAAGACAAGUGCAGGCGAUGUGUGGUGGUGGGAAAUGGAGGCAUUCUUCACGGGAGCCAUCUUGGAUCUCACAUAGAUCAAUAUGAUGUCAUUAUCAGGAUGAAUAAUGCUCCAGUCCCUGGAUUUGAGAGAGAUGCUGGGUCACGCACCACCAUCCGCUUGAUGUACCCAGAGGCAGCACCUCACUCGGCCGAUGAGUACAAAAAGACCUCCAUGAUCGCUCUGGUGGCUUUUAAAAGCCUGGACUUGGACUGGCUGACUUCUAUAAUAACCAAGCAGCCUCUGAGCUUCUGGUCCAAAAUGUGGUUCUGGAGGGAGGUAGUUGACGAUAUUCCACUGAAACCAGAGAGCUUCAAGAUUCUCCAUCCAGAUAUCAUUCACAAGACAGGGCAAGUCAUACAGAGAUAUGCCCAGAAACAGGGAAAUAUGGUGCCAACAUUAGGUGCCAGUGCCGUGGUGAUGGCUCUGCAGAUGUGUGACCAUGUGAGCCUUGCAGGGUUUGGUUAUGACAUGCAACACCCAGAGGCCAGGCUCCACUAUUACGAGGCAAUACGCAUGGGUGCCAUGAAAGCUCAAGUGGUGCACGACGUUAGCGCUGAGAAACUCUUCCUGAGGGACCUGGUGGCUUCAGGAGCUGUGACUGACCUCACAGGAGCUCUUUGAAUUUUUCUUAAGUCUGCAUGCACUCCCCCUUCUGGUUGGGAGUUUAUUUCCUCUAUUGUAAGCUGUGCACAACGCACUCCACACUGCAAAAUGACCUUUAAAAUGCUCCCAGUCUCUAAACAACUAACUUAGCAUUGCUAUGUCAAAGGACUGAUUUUUAGCAGUUAAUUUGAGAACAGUAUCAAUUAUACAGAUGAUAUUUAGAAAAAGACUACAUUGUGUGAUGUCCUGAAUGUUCAUGUUCUGUUUUAUGUUUUAAUUUUAUUUGCUAAAGACUCAAUAAAAUAGAGAAUACAACUUUGCUGCUAGUUGUAUUUCUCUACAGGAAACAAAAAUCCCUCUAAA